This is a messenger RNA of Crotalus tigris (Tiger rattlesnake), 1702 nucleotides long. RefSeq names its product olfactory receptor 1361-like. Gene Ontology annotation, molecular function: olfactory receptor activity; G protein-coupled receptor activity. Gene Ontology annotation, biological process: G protein-coupled receptor signaling pathway. The record is from RefSeq and is a predicted model, not a curated record. Bases 225 to 1178 code for a protein of 317 amino acids. NCBI's taxonomy places the organism in Eukaryota, Metazoa, Chordata, Lepidosauria, Squamata, Viperidae. The transcript is spliced from 3 exons. Gene Ontology annotation, cellular component: membrane.
GAGAACACAGAAUAUUCCUCUUUAAUGUUCAACCUUAAACAAAAGGGGAAAAUAUGACUUGAACGGACUGGCCAUAUUUUUUGCAUCUUUCAAGACUUCAUUUCAUCAUCUACCAAUGAUCUCAGAUUGAUUUCUUAUUUGGAUCCAGAUCAGCCCAAGUGGAAAGACUUUAGCAGUCUGCUUGUCUGCCUGCCAGCCUCCUUUUUUCCCUUUAUAGAUAUUGGAUGGAGACAGAUAACAGAACCAUCAUAUUAGACUUCAUCCUCCUUGACAUCUCAAGCCAACGAGAAUGUGACAUGUUGCUCUUUGCCAUUUUCUUGAUCAUGUAUGUCAUCACAAUGUUGGGAAAUCUUAUCAUUGUUUUGGCCAUACGACUAGACCGUCAUCUCCGUCAUACUCCAAUGUACUACUUCCUUAGCAAUCUGUCACUGGUAGAUAUAUGUUUCACAUCAACCACAGUGCCCAAAAUGUUGGCUGGUGAAUUCUCUGGAAAGAGGAGGAUCUCAUAUGGUGGGUGUUUGUCUCAAAUGUACUUCUUUAUCGCUUUUGGCGUCACUGACAGCUUUCUCCUGGCCUCCAUGGCAUUGGAUCGCUACGUGGCCAUCUGUCGACCCCUGCACUAUGUCACCAUGAUGAGAAGACACGUAUGCCAGCUGUUGGUGGCAGCUUCUUGGCUGGCCUCUCACCUCCAUUCCCUCCUACAUACACUCCUGAUGUCCCGCCUCUCUUUCUGUGCCUCCAACCACGUUCCCCACUUUUUUUGUGAUGUCUUUCCACUGCUCAAAAUUGCUUGCUCCAACACAGCUCUAAACACUCUGGUGGUACACUCAGAAGGUGCUUUCAUUGUCAAUGGAGCUCUGAUGGUGGUUGGCCUUUCCUAUGCACGCAUCCUGGUGGCUGUACUGAGGGUCCCUUCAGCUAAUGGAAAGAAGAAGACUUUUUCCACCUGUGGGUCCCACCUGACAGUGGUUUCCUUAUUCUAUGGCACUAUCAUCUGGGUGUACUUCCAACCCUCAUCCAGUUUCUCACCUAAGAAAGACACGCUGGCUGCCAUCAUGUACACCAUGGUCACUCCUAUGCUCAACCCUUUCAUCUACACUCUGAGGACUGACAGGAUGAAGGAGGCCUUGAGGAAGCUAUUCAGAAGGAAAUUAAGCACCCAAGACAUACAGCCCUAAUAUUUCCCAUAUUUGUGCAGUAAUUGUUUCUGCUCUGCCAUUUCCACGCUCCAAGGUAUCAUCCUGAGACGUUUUGCACAAUGAACUUCAGUUAUUUACUUAUUUAAAACAUUUAUAUGUUUGCCCAAUUCAGCCAAGGUGACAUUGGGUAGCUUAGCCACCCCCAAAAGCACAAAAAAAAACCUAACAAGAAGAAUACAAAUCUCAGUACAUAUACCUACAAAUAAUAAUAAAAUAGGAAAAUAAGAAAAUGGUGAUCUGAACAACAAUAACAGCAUCAUCCAACUGGAGCUCCAGCACAGCAUGGCCCAAAGGCCUGUGGAAAGAGCCAAGUGUUGGCAGCCUUUCUAAAGACAGUUGAGGCCAAAGGAAGCCUUGGUCACACUAGUCAGACAAGGAAGAAAAGAAGCAAAAUAAUAAUAAUAAUUUCUGGACUACAUGUUCUCCUUGUUCUUAUCUAAUCUUUUGAAUCUGCUACACGAGGGGGUGUUCGUUUUUCAGCCUGGUUUAUUAUUAAACAUUUA